CUUAUUCAUUGUACAAUAACGUCAUCGUCAUCGUCGUCUUCGUCUUCGUUGUCUGUCCCAAACCUUCCAUAAUCUAUACACAGUUUUUUUGUCAUACAGAGCUCCAAAACUGUAAUAUUCCUUCUCUAUCCUCUCAAUUACUCUCCGAAUUGUUUCAAUUUUUUCGGUUUCAAAUCUUUUUUAUUUGUCUUGGGGGGGGGGAGUCUCAACGUUUUUGUAUGUUUUGGGGGAAUUUUACAUGGCUUGAAAUAGGUUUCAAAUUUUCACAGGGUUAGGGUUUCAACCCAGCUGCCAAAAGAAAAAAUUCUUAAUCUUUGAUAUCGGAAAAUGGCUUCGGAAAGGUCACCGAAUCGAUCCUCCGAUGAUAUCGUGGAUACGACGCCGUUGCUUGGAAGUCCAGCCGGGUCAUCCGACGGAAGCAAUUCGGGUCGUCGAAGCAUCCAGAGGAGCAGCUUGCGUCAAGCUGCGCGCUUUUUCCGACAAGCUAGCAGCCGCCGCAUGAUGCGUGAGCCGUCGAUGGUGGUCCGCGAGGCGGCGGCUGAGCAAUUGGAAUCGAGGCAGAGCGAUUGGGCGUAUUCGAAGCCGGUCGUGAUUUUGGAUAUCAUUUGGAAUUUCGCUUUCGUGGUCGUCGCGGCUACGGUGAUGGUUCUUAGCUAUUACGAGUCGCCGAAUACGCCUCUGAGGCUGUGGAUUGUGGGGUAUGCUUUGCAGUGUGUUCUCCACGUGGUUUGUGUUUGCUUUGAGUAUAAGAGGAGGCAGAGACGGCAACAGGGGUUUAAUUUGGAGGACGAAGGGAUUGGGAGUAGUGGGAAUUUGAGCUCAGGUGGGAGAGAUGACUCAGGGCAGUAUGCGCGACUUGGACAAGUUGACGAAGAGAAUACCAGCGUGGCAAAGCAUCUCGAAUCUGCAAAUACAAUGUUUUCAUUUAUCUGGUGGAUCAUUGGGUUCUACUGGGUAUCUUCGGGUGGCCAAGCUUUAGCACAUGAGUCCCCUCAACUUUACUGGCUUUGCAUAAUUUUCCUUGGUUUUGAUGUGUUCUUUGUCGUUUUUUGUGUUGCGCUGGCAUGUGUCAUUGGGAUUGCUGUUUGCUGCUGUCUUCCAUGUAUUAUUGCACUUCUAUAUGCCGUGGCAGACCAGGAAGGAGCAUCUAAAGAAGAAAUUGAAAAGUUGUCAAAAUUCAAUUUCAGAAAAGUGGGGAAUAAUGAGAAACGCAUCGACGAGACACAAGGGCCCCUUGGAGGAAUAAUGACUGAAUGUGGGACAGACUCACCCAUUGAAAAUGUCCUCCCACAGGAGGAUGCGGAGUGUUGCAUCUGCCUUUCUGCCUACGACGACGGAGUAGAGCUUCGACAACUUCCUUGUGGUCACCAUUUUCACUGUUGCUGCGUAGACAAGUGGCUCUGUAUCAAUGCAACGUGUCCUCUAUGCAAGUACAAUAUUUUGAAGAGUAGCGGCCGAGGCGAUGACUUAGCGUAAAAAGACUGUCCAUGUAAUCUGGCAGAGGGCUGUGUACUUAUUUCUCUCAAGUGUAAUUUAAUACGAAGCUUGAAACAACUCAAUUCAGAUCUAUUAUAUUUGAUGUUGCUGUUUGUUUUGUUCCUGUUACAGCCAACCAUUUUAGGUUAUACAGGUUGUUGUUGUAGUUGUGCUAGUGUGACAACCAUAGUGGUGCCUUCUAUUUGUUUCUGCCCUGGCAACUUGAAGUUCAUGUAUAUAUGGUUUUCCGUUUUCCAAGGUAAUACUGUCAAUGAUUAUGUCAAAGGGCAGUUGUUUACUUCUCUCUGUAUUCAUCCACAUUAACAACCUUAUAUUUUCCAAUACUACUGGCCGCCUUAUGUUUUUUUCC
Messenger RNA from Ziziphus jujuba (common jujube), 1846 nucleotides. RefSeq names its product E3 ubiquitin-protein ligase At1g12760. The transcript has 5 exons. Lineage: Eukaryota; Viridiplantae; Streptophyta; Magnoliopsida; Rosales; Rhamnaceae. The coding region runs from base 328 to 1476 and encodes 382 amino acids. The record is from RefSeq and is a predicted model, not a curated record.